Molecule: messenger RNA, 1285 nt
Organism: Raphanus sativus (radish)
Lineage: Eukaryota; Viridiplantae; Streptophyta; Magnoliopsida; Brassicales; Brassicaceae
Product: vacuolar protein sorting-associated protein 26B
Exons: 11
Coding region: 193-1107 (304 amino acids)
Biological process (GO): retrograde transport, endosome to Golgi; intracellular protein transport
Cellular component (GO): endosome; retromer complex
Source: RefSeq, a predicted model, not a curated record
UCAGAAAGUAAGACUCUUUAAGCCUAAAGAUCUCAGCUUUGAGCAUCUGCGCUUGUGAUUGUCAUCAACUUAAAGUUCUUUUUUUUUAUAUAUUUCUCUCUCUAUUCCCAAUUUUCGUGCCUUUGGUUCUGUCGAUCUUCUCCACUGUCAGAUCGGGUUUAUUGUGAUUGAGAUCUCUUAAGUCUUGUGAUCAUGAAUUAUCUUCUUGGAGCAUUCAAACCCGCCUGCAAUGUUUCAAUCACUUUUUCUGAUGGCAAAAAUCGUAAACAGGUACCCAUGAAGAAAGAAAAUGGUCAAACAGCUUUGGUCCCACUUUUCCAGAGUCAGGAAACUCUUUCCGGGAAGGUUUGCAUUGAACCAUAUCAAGGGAAAAAGGUGGAGCAUAAUGGUGUCAAAGUUGAGCUUCUUGGUCAAAUAGAAAUGUACUUUGACAGAGGAAACUUCUAUGACUUCACUUCCUUGGUUCGUGAAUUGGAUGUCCCUGGAGAUAUAUACGAGAGAAAGACAUACCCUUUUGAAUUUCCAACUGUCGAGAUGCCAUAUGAUACAUACAAUGGUGUCAAUGUGCGGCUAAGAUAUGUCCUCAAAGUUACCGUCACUCGUGGCUACUCUGGAAGCAUCGUGGAGUACCAGGAAUUCAUGGUUCGGAACUAUGCUCCACCUCCUCCAAUUAAUAACAGCAUCAAGAUGGAAGUUGGGAUAGAGGAUUGCCUGCACAUUGAGUUUGAGUACAACAAAAGCAAGUAUCACCUAAAAGAUGUCAUCCUUGGCAAAAUAUACUUUCUUCUUGUGAGGAUCAAGAUGAAGAAUAUGGAUCUUGAGAUACGGAGGCGGGAAUCAACAGGUGCUGGUGCUAAUACUCAUGUCGAGACAGAAACACUUGCCAAAUUUGAGUUGAUGGAUGGAACCCCAGUUAGAGGUGAGUCAAUACCUGUAAGACUGUUUCUUGCCCCGUACGAUCUUACACCAACGCAUCGCAACAUUAACAACAAAUUCAGCGUCAAGUAUUAUCUGAAUCUUGUACUGGUUGAUGAAGAGGAUCGCAGAUACUUCAAGCAGCAAGAAAUCACGUUGUACAGGUUGAAGGCAGACACAUCAUCUGUUUGAGUCUUGUGUAAAGCCUUUUAGACUUUUGUGUACUCAGAUUUUAGCUAAAGACUUUGUUAUUUGGGUUUGGAAGUUAGAAUGAAUAGUUUGGUCAUUGAUCGAAGUUGUCUGGAUUCUGGUUUGCUUUUCAUUGGUAAAUGUCUGAAGUUUUACAAACUUAAAAACACAUUCUGGAAAA